AACACAAAAAUGGGUCCCAAAACAUGUAAGCAAUUCAGGAAAAAAAAAAUUAUGCACAUGAUAUGAGAUGAUGACAUCUUCUGGGAAAUUCUCAUCUCCUCACAAUCCUGAUUCUUUGCUUCACGGAAUGAUCAAAUGAGUGCGUGAACCAAAUUGAGUCUUAAAUCUCUGCAAUCAAAUGAGUCUUCAAGUGCUCAUGAUCAUAUCAAUGUGGAAAAGCAGACCAUGUUGAUAUUGGGCGGAGUCAAACGCAGGGUUGUUCUUUAUCUUUUCUGAUUUAAAUCAAAUUGAGUAUGGAGUCAGAGUCUCCUCCUAGGCCGAUCUGUUGCUUUUGGUACUCCUCAAGAAGUAACAAUGGAAAGAAGAAGAGCCAGGGAGGAAGAGAUGUGGAAAACAAUGGGGAUUGGGGAAAGACUGAUGAGAUUCUAUCUGAUAUGAGCACGUUUUCGGUGAAAGAACAAGAUCGAAGGCUAAAGAAGGCGAUGAAGGAAGAGGACAGAGUCAGCAGACAGGCAGAGAGGGUGGUGGAAUGGGUGAAACAAGAAUCAGCCAGGAUGGAUGUUUCUGUAGUUAAUUCUGUUUUAAGAGAGGAUAAUGAACUCAUCAAAAAUAAUGGGUCGUGAUUUUACAUUUUCUUUCAAAGUGUUUUCUUGAUUUAUGUAGCAACAUCAUGAUGUUCAAAUCCUCUAUUUUUAUUAUAAUCAAAUUUCUCCAAUUGUAAUUGCAAUUGAGUUGUAUUCCUA
This is a messenger RNA of Cornus florida, 743 nucleotides long. RefSeq lists its product as uncharacterized. The record is from RefSeq and is a predicted model, not a curated record. The transcript has a single exon. The coding region runs from base 294 to 623 and encodes 109 amino acids. Lineage: Eukaryota; Viridiplantae; Streptophyta; Magnoliopsida; Cornales; Cornaceae.